AUGCCAAAAAUUUUAGACAUAAUACUACCGUUGAAUGAAUCGAGACCACUGCCUCCAAUACUCGUGACCGACUAUAAAAUUAUUAAUGCGGAUGAACAUUAUUUUUUAACUUUUUUGCACGGUAACAUUGGUUGUUUUUGGUUAAUGAUGAUUCUAGUAAAUACUGAUACCAUGUUUAUUAUUUGUACACAACAUGCCUGCGCUAUCCUAGCAGCAAUGGGAUCAAAAUUGACAAAUCUUGAGAUUAAUCAAAAUUGUCCAGAACGAGACAAACAUUUGAAAAAAGAUAUUGAUUCUGUCAUAAUUUUUUGUGCUAAACAACACGAAGAAUUAAUUUUAAAUGAUGAUGAUUCCUGUAGUAAAGUGGCAGAAAUUGAAGACGAUGAUUCCUCUGAUGAAGAUGACACUAACCAGAAUACUGAGGAUGAAAGUGAUAUGUAG
Molecule: messenger RNA, 441 nt
Organism: Leptopilina heterotoma
Lineage: Eukaryota; Metazoa; Arthropoda; Insecta; Hymenoptera; Figitidae
Exons: 3
Coding region: 1-441 (146 amino acids)
Source: RefSeq, a predicted model, not a curated record